Cuscuta epithymum is the source of this 823-nucleotide messenger RNA. The record is from the annotation of a GenBank genome assembly. NCBI's taxonomy places the organism in Eukaryota, Viridiplantae, Streptophyta, Magnoliopsida, Solanales, Convolvulaceae.
UUUUGGACAUUUCAGCAUUCCCCGUUUUCGGAUACAAGUGCGGCAACAUUCAUAUCGGCAGUUCCAGUCGGAGGAAGUGUAUGAAUUUUACCGUCUCCCGCCCCUGGUAACCACCGCUCCUUCCACACUGAGUUGUCCAGAGAUGAAGAAAAACAAAAACAAAAAAAUGCAGGACCACAAAAGAAGCUAUUCCAAAUUACCAGGGAGUUUAGAGGAUCGGAAGGCCAACACGAAACUAAGGUUUUGAGAUGAGUCGCAAGCUUUUCAUGGCUCAGGCCAAGAAAAUGGUUGAUAAGGAGAUGCAGGCGGCUCGUCAGGCCGAAGCGUCCAAGGGUUCCGGUGACGGGACCAAAUCACAAGCCGACGCGGCGAAGAAGCCGGUGGUGAAGAGGAAGAAGGCUGCUGAGGAGGGUCAGCGUACCUUAGCCGAGUCGGGUCUGGUACCGGCUCACGGUGCCAAAAAGACGAAGCGGGACCCUCCUCUUAAUGACGAUGCGAUGGCCGAUACGCAUGCGUCGGUUCAAGGGGAAGCCGUCUCUGACGUGCAUAUUAUUGAGGAUCUGACUUUGAAUGUCGCCUCAUCCGCCGUAGUCCCUACCAAAUCUGGUGUUGUCGCCAAGGGGAGCACCCGCGCCGAUCGAGAUCCGGCUACCGGCCUAUAUGAGGUGACGGUGCGGUACCCGACGAAGGGCGGGCUGUUCAAUGAGAAGGUGUCUGGCCACGACGUCUUGUUCCAGGCCAUUCCCGAUGCCGAUAGGGAGUACCUGCGGCGGCAGAGCAAGGAUGUGCGCCUUUUCGACGGCGGUUUGGACUACGUCGUCCA